AUGCCUGUGGGGAAGUUUGAUUAUGAUUUGGAGACUCGUGCUGAAGCAUCAGUCAAGUCCUUUUCUUUGAGCGACGACAACUUCUUUCCCCUCUUCUCUAGCUACAUCUACGGCCUCUGUAACGACCUCCCCUCUAUCACAACGACCACAAACUCAGUCCUCGACUCUUUCGCCUCUGACGGUGUAAUCUAUCUCGAACUCCGCACAACUCCCCGCGCCAUCCCCUCCGCAAACAUCACAACAACAGACUACAUCCGCACAAUCCUCUCCUGCAUCACCACCUCCAACACCCACACCCCCAUGAAAACCUCCCUCAUCCUCUCCAUCGACCGCCGCUCCACCCUCGCCACCGCCCACGAGGUCGUCACCCUCGCCCUCGCCCACCGCACCGCCGGCGUAAUCGGCAUCGACCUCUGCGGCGACCCCUCCGUGGGCGACAUCUCGAUCUUCGGCCCCGCAUUCGCGCGCGCCGCCGACGCAAACCUGCCUAUCACGCUGCAUUUCGCCGAGGCGCCGUGGUCGUCGCGGCCCGAGGAGUUGUGGAAGUUGCUCGAGUACAAUCCGCGAAGGAUUGGCCAUGUGAUUCAUGUCCCCGGGGAUGUGAAGAGGGAGAUUGAACGGAGGGGGAUUGGGUUGGAGUUGUGUUUGAGUUGUAAUGUGCAUGCGAAGAUGAUUACGGGGAGUUAUGGGGAUCAUCAUUUUGGGGAGUGGUGGGGGAGGGGGUGUCCGGUUGCUUUGAGUACUGAUGAUGUUGGGGUUUUUGGAUCGCCGCUUUCGAAUGAGUAUCGCCUUGUUGCGGAGCAUUUUGGGUUGAGUGAUCAGGAGAUCUUUAGGUUGGCGAGGAGUGCGGUGGAUUGUAUUUUUGGGGGCGAGGAGGAGAAGGAGAGGUUGAGGGGGUUGAUGUGGGGUUGA
This is a messenger RNA of Glarea lozoyensis ATCC 20868, 912 nucleotides long. RefSeq names its product Metallo-dependent hydrolase. Gene Ontology annotation, biological process: adenosine catabolic process; inosine biosynthetic process. The transcript is spliced from 5 exons. Gene Ontology annotation, molecular function: adenosine deaminase activity. The coding region runs from base 1 to 912 and encodes 303 amino acids. The record is from RefSeq and is a predicted model, not a curated record. NCBI's taxonomy places the organism in Eukaryota, Fungi, Ascomycota, Leotiomycetes, Helotiales, Helotiaceae.